UUACUUUUUCUUUAACUAGGACUAAAAGUAAUUUGUGUAGUUCAUGAGUUUGUUGGGGGUAGGAAGAAGGGGGUUAGUAUAUUUCACAAAUACGAUGGAGCAAGAAUAAACUAGCCCCAUAUUUUUUUAAGGAAAGAAAAGGGUAAAACGACACUGCAAGCAAAACGGUAGCUAUGUGUUUUCAAUAUCAUAAAUUAGAACAAAAACAUCUUUCAAACUUUGUUCCUGUCUUGUUCGAAAACAAGUACACAUUUUCAUGAUGUUCUUUCUUCAUCUUUUUCUAUUCUUGCUUCCCAUAAAUCCACCACCCUUUUUGCUACAUUCUCUCACAUUUUUCUAUUAGACUAAAUGGGGAGGAUCAAGCCUCAAGUUUUGUUGCAACAAAGCAAAAGAAAGAAGGGACCUUAUCACAUGAAUCCAAUGUCUAUGGUGUUUUACUCUCUAACUCUUGUCGUAUUUGUGUUUUUCCUCUUUGCUACAUUCAGAUAUUGGUCCAUUCGACUCGAGAAGAAGCACGCAUCAGUCUUUGAGAAUGAUAAUCCUUCUGUGGAAUCCAAGAAAUCUGAUCUACCUGGAUAUGCUGUUUUUAGAACCUCUAAAGGCUCUAUAAUAAUGGAACUUUACAAGGAAAGUGCUCCUGAAGUUGUUGAUGAAUUCAUUGAUUUAUGUCAAAAGGGGCACUUCAAGGGGAUGCUUUUUCACCAAGUAAUUAAGCACUAUGUUAUUCAAGCAAGUCAUAACAAAGGGACAGGAUCUACCGAAGAUUGGAACCUGAGAGGGAAGAAAUAUACAAGUAUGAAACACGAAGCGUUCAUGCUUGGAACUUCCAAGGGCAAACACAUCAACAAAGGAUUCGAUCUUUUCAUCACAACCGCACCAAUUCCUGAUCUAAAUGAGAAACUUAUUAUUUUCGGUCGGGUCGUAAAGGGAGAGGACGUAGUCCAGGAAAUUGAAGAAGUGGAUACUGAUGAACACUAUCAACCAAAACUUUCUAUUGGUAUAAUUGAUGUAGAUCUUAGACAAAUGAUGUGAAAGCUCUGUCUAUCUGAAUCAAUAGCUCAACAACUCAUAAUUCUUUUAAUCAUGUACCUUGUGUUUUUUCAAUUGAUAGCCAUUUUAGGUGUAUGCCGAAAAUGAUUGGCUUUGUAAUCUAUUUUUGUAAUUCUUUAAUGAG
Messenger RNA from Vicia villosa (hairy vetch), 1174 nucleotides. Its product is annotated as peptidyl-prolyl cis-trans isomerase CYP21-4-like. Gene Ontology annotation, molecular function: peptidyl-prolyl cis-trans isomerase activity. NCBI's taxonomy places the organism in Eukaryota, Viridiplantae, Streptophyta, Magnoliopsida, Fabales, Fabaceae. Gene Ontology annotation, biological process: protein peptidyl-prolyl isomerization. The record is from RefSeq and is a predicted model, not a curated record. The transcript is spliced from 6 exons. Bases 349 to 1032 code for a protein of 227 amino acids.